Molecule: messenger RNA, 4347 nt
Organism: Epithele typhae
Lineage: Eukaryota; Fungi; Basidiomycota; Agaricomycetes; Polyporales; Epitheliaceae
Product: phospholipid-translocating P-type ATPase
Exons: 12
Coding region: 1-4347 (1448 amino acids)
Biological process (GO): phospholipid translocation
Cellular component (GO): plasma membrane
Molecular function (GO): ATP hydrolysis activity; magnesium ion binding; ATPase-coupled intramembrane lipid carrier activity
Source: RefSeq, a predicted model, not a curated record
AUGCCGUCCAAACUUGCCGCCUGGUACCGGCGGAUAUCCGACUUCAACGUCGAGAAGCUUUUUUCUCGACGCAAAGGGCCCGGCCCCCCGCGCACCGUAUUCGUCAACCAGCCACUGCCCGACGCGUACUUCGACCCCAAGAAGCCGACCAAAGUCCUCAACGAGCACGUAUACCGCUCCAACCAGGUCAUCACAUCCAAGUACACCGUCAUCACCUUUCUCCCCCGCAACCUGCUCGAGCAAUUCCGCCGGAUAGCCAACAUCUUCUUCCUCGGCAUCGCCAUCCUCCAGUUCUUCCCCAUCUUCUCCACCGUCUCUCCCGGCCUCGUCAUCCUCCCCCUGCUCAUCGUGCUGUCUAUCACUGGCCUAAAGGAUGCCUAUGAGGACAUAAAACGUCACCAGUCAGACCGAGCUGUCAACUACUCCCAGGUACGGGUCCUGACAGGCGGCGGGUUCACGAACGAGAACGCCACAGCGGGCAAGGCCAAGACGUUCGUGCGCGCGAUGGUGCCCAAGUUCCGCAGGAGGAAGGCAAAGAGGGCGCACCCGACCGCGGCCGUCGAGCAGCUCGAGCACGGCGCUCCGCCCGAAGGCUUCCACACCGACGGCGCCGAUCUCGAGACCAUCCCCACCCGGACGGUGGCACACGAGGACGACGAGGGCGAGGAGCUGCCGGACGAGGAGGCGGGCGGUCUGUUCCGUCAUCAUGGUGCGUCUGCCCGUCCGCACUGGAAAAUGACGAUCUGGGAGGACCUGCGGGUGGGGGACAUCGUCAAGAUCGACGAGGACGAGCCGUUCCCCGCCGACAUCCUCAUAUGCUCCACCUCCGAGGAGGAGAACGUCGCGUUUGUCGAGACCAAGAACCUCGACGGCGAGACGAACCUCAAGAGCCGGAGCGCGUGCCCCGCGCUGACGCACCUCAACUCCGCACGCGUCUGCGCGGCCAAGGAGAACGCCUUCCACGUCGAGUGCGACCGCCCGGACACGAAUCUGUACAAGCUGCACGCCGCGGUCAUCUCCUCGGACGGGCAGCGCUCGGCCGUGGACACGAACAUGGUCUUCCUGCGCGGCACCGUCCUUCGCAACACCCAGUGGGCCAUCGGCGUCGUGCUCUUCACUGGGGAGGACACCAAGAUCGUGCUAAACUCGGGCGCGACGCCUAGCAAACGCAGCCGGGUCGAGCGCCAGAUGAACCCGCAGGUUUUCAUCAACCUCCUGAUCCUUGCGCUUAUGGGCAUUACUUGCGGCAUCGUCGACUCCGUGCUCGAGCAGCGCUAUUUCUCCCUCGGCGCCCCUUGGCUGUACGGCGACAACCAGAGCGACAACAACCCGCGCAUCAAUGGCCUCAUCACCGCCGUCUUCGCGCUCAUCACGUUCCAGAACAUCGUCCCCAUUUCCCUCUACAUCUCUAUCGAGGGUGUGAGGACAUGUCAGGCGCUCUUCAUAUACUUCGACAAGGAGAUCUAUUACGAGAAGACCGGCCAGGCGACGCUCGCCCGCUCCUGGAACUUGUCUGACGACCUUGGCCAGAUAGAGUACAUCUUCUCGGACAAGACCGGCACGCUGACCCAGAACGUGAUGCUCUUCCGCCAGUGCACGAUUGCGGGACAUGUCUACCGCGGCGAGGCGUCCACCACCGAGCCCGACAUCCCCGCCCCAGCCGCCGACGAAUCUUCGAGCUCGAGCGGGAACACCGCACGCGAGAAGCAGCCCACCGGCUCGCCAAAGCAGUCGACCUCUUCGUCGACCGCCGAGGUCAGCGCCCCAGCCGCCGAACGCGCGACCACCCGUUUCCGCGACACCGAGCUCGAGGCGGACAUCACCGCGGCGCAGCGCUCGCCAUCUGGGUCGCCCGCCGCCGCGCACGGACGCAUGCUCAACGGCUUCUGGACCGUCCUCGCGCUCUGCCACACCGCGCUCGUCUCCGUCGACCCGGACUCGGGCGCGAUGCAGUACAAGGCGCAGAGCCCGGACGAGGCCGCGCUCGUGCAGGCCGCCGCGGACGCCGGGUUCGUCUUCCGCGGGCGCGAGCGCGACGUGCUCACGCUCCAGUCGCCGUUCGCGCGCGACGAGAGCGGGCUGGAGCAGUUUGAGCUGCUCAACAUCCUCGACUUCACGAGCGCGCGGAAGCGGAUGAGCGUCAUCCUGCGCAAGCUCGGGGACGAACGCGAGAGCGACGGGAAGGUGUUCCUGCUCGCCAAGGGCGCGGACAACGUGAUCAUCGAGCGGCUGAGCAAGGGCCAGGGGCAGGAGGUGCAGACGACGGAGGACCACCUCGCCGAGUUCGCGAGCGAGGGUCUCCGGACGCUCACUUUGGCGUACAAGGUCAUCGCUGGUACGUCUCUGGUGGCUGCAUGCGCGAUCCUUGAGCUGACUAGGCCGACUUAUGCAGAGGAGGAAUACGAGAGCUGGGCCGUUCGCUACAAUGAGGCCAUUUCAUCUCUGGAUAACCGUGAUGAGAAGGUCGAGGCCGUCUCAGACGAGAUCGAACAUGACCUGAAGCUCCUCGGCGCGACUGCCAUCGAGGAUAGCCUACAAGACGGCGUUCCGGAGGCUAUCGCGGACCUCAAGGAAGCUGACAUUAAAAUCUGGGUUCUCACCGGUGACAAACUUGAGACCGCCAUUGCCAUCGGCCACAGCACGAACCUGAUCGGACGCCAGGACAACAUCAUCAUCAUCCGCGGCGGGCACCAAGACACGACGCCGGUGUACGCGCAGAUGCUGAACGCCGUGCAGGAGUUCUUCCCGGAAUCAGGCAUCCUCCAGGACGACGACGUGCGGCUGGACCAGCUACCCGACGUGCAGGCGAACGGCCUCCCGCUCCAGCGCGUCAACUCGGGCGUUUCGUCUCUCGUCGGACAGGGCAACGGCCAGCGGCCGGGCGGCUUCGUCCUAGUCAUCGACGGUGCCGCGCUCACCCACGCGUUCGCGGAUGAAGCGAACAAGAGCCUCCUGCUCAAGCUCGCGAUGCAGUGCGAGGGCGUGAUCUGCUGCCGCGUCUCGCCGCUGCAGAAGGCGCUCGUCGUGAAGCUCGUCAAAGACGGCGUCGGCGCGAUGACGCUCGCGAUUGGCGACGGCGCCAAUGACGUGAGCAUGAUCCAGGCCGCGGACGUCGGCGUCGGCAUCUCGGGCGAGGAGGGUCUCCAGGCCGUUAACUCCUCCGAUUACGCGAUCGCCCAGUUCCGGUUCCUGAAGCGGCUCUUGCUGGUCCACGGGCAUUGGUCGUACGCCCGGAACGGGAACAUGAUUGUCAACUUCUUCUACAAGAACGUCGUUUGCAUUGGGGUCCUUUGGUGGUUUAUGUUUUAUUGCGCCUGGAGCAGUCAAUACGUCUUCGAGUACACUUAUCUUUUGUUCUGGAACACUUUCUGGACGAUCGCGCCCGUCAUCGGCAUCGGCCUCUUCGAUCGUAUCGUCGACGAUCAAGUCCUCAUGGCGCUCCCGGAGAUGUACAAGCACAGCAAGAAGCACGAUUACUUUGGCACUAAGUUGUUCCUUAUUUAUAUGUUCGAAGCGGUCGUACAGUCGGCGGUUGUCUUUUUCCUAAUCCUUUAUACGUACGACGUCACCACCUCUCGCACAGACGGCUACAGCGUUUACCAGUACGAGUUUUCGACGACCAUGGUGAUUGGUGCAGUCAUGACCGCGUGUUUGUUCAACGGCUUGAACACGCAUGUAUGGACUGCCUGGAUCUUCUUCGCCGUUUCUUUCGGUAUUGUGCUUGUCUGGGCGUACACUGCCGUCUACUCGAUCAUUUCCCCCGGCUGGUUCUCGACACCGGUCUUCGGCAACGACCACUACCUGUUCCGAUCUGCGCUCUUCUGGCUGUCUCUCCCUCUGGUGAUCAUCAUCGCAUGCCUGCCCCGCUACCUCUGGAAAGCGUACAGGUUCGCGGUCAACCCUGGUGACAUGGACGUGGCGCGCUGGAUCAGGAAGCAAGACCCGACCCACGACUUCUCCAAGGACAAGAACGGCGGCCUCGCGCACCUCAAGCGUGCCCCCACGCGCGACGAGAUCCGCAACAGCCUCUGCCAGCGCCCGUCCGCCUUCCACGCCAGCCGGACGGACAUGGUCACCGGCAUUUCCUCCGUCCACCGCGGGUUCGACUUCGCGACCGAAGAAUGCGGCGUUGCCAUGCAGCGCAUGCAGUCCCACCUCUCCGAGCGGCAAAUGCAGACCCCACCGCGGGAGAAGAAGACGCGGGGGCGCAGGAAGGGGAUGCACAUGCACCCCUUCUCCAUCUCGCGCUCCAUCCGCCGCAAGCGCCCGCCGGUCGCCGCCGGCACGGAGGUCGUCGCUUGCGAGCCGAACUCGGUCGCCGCCACCUGCGGGCAGGUCAUAGCCUGA